Messenger RNA from Eutrema salsugineum, 766 nucleotides. RefSeq names its product NAC domain-containing protein 41. Gene Ontology annotation, biological process: regulation of DNA-templated transcription; system development. Gene Ontology annotation, molecular function: DNA binding. Bases 17 to 583 code for a protein of 188 amino acids. The transcript has 3 exons. The record is from RefSeq and is a predicted model, not a curated record. Lineage: Eukaryota; Viridiplantae; Streptophyta; Magnoliopsida; Brassicales; Brassicaceae.
AAAAGAAGUUAUACUGAUGGACAUUUCUACGCAGAGAUUUGCCAUGAACGGAAGAAGUAUGAGACUCCCUCCUGGGUUUCGGUUUGAUCCCGAUGACGAAGAUCUUGUGUUCGAGUAUCUCGCCAAGAAAGUCCUCCACCGUCCGAUGGACUUCGACCUCCCUGAGCUCCGUUCUUGCAAUGUUGAUCCUUGGGACUUGCUAGGAGAGAAGAACAAGGAAGUGUAUUACUUUGUGAAGAAGGAAGAGCGAGAGAGAAAGGGAAGAGAGACUUUGUCGGGUUAUUGGGAAGAGUGUGAAGAAGAGGAACUAAUGGAGUCUGGUGAUCACGAUUGUAACCAUUUAGAAGGAAGGAGAAAGACAUUUGCUUUCUAUAUUGGCAAAAGACCAAGAGGAACAAUCACUCCAUGGAUCAUGUAUGAGUUCCGGCUUCUUUCCUCUAGAGCUACAAGGCUGCCUCGGGGUGAGGUAGGGAAAUGGAGGGCGGUGAAGAUAGUCGUGAAGGAAGAUAAUGAGGAGGAGAUCGAGGAGGAUGAGCAUGCGUCAGACGAGUCAGAUGGCGAAGAAGUUGUUCAAAGCCGGUGACAAUGCCAUAUAUAUUUUGUACACAAAUGGUUUAAAUGUGGAGAAUCAUUUGAAUUUAGUUAGUAAGUAGUAACUUAGUAUUGGUAGAAUAUUAGGGAACAUCUAAAUGAAAACGAGGUUGCUUAAUUUGUCCUUAAUUUUCUUCCUAGCCCUUUGGAAUGUAAUAGAGAAUGUGGAGAUGAA